ACCUUCAAUAAGAAGCCUCAGUUUUAGCGAAUGCAACAUCUAAUCAUACAUAAAUUAAGCUGAAGGAACAAAUAUUCUUCUUUUUAAAUGAAAUUCUUAUACGAAUAUGCAAAUAGAAAUGUGUAAAAGAGAAAUUUUUAGUGUGCUAAAUACACCUGCAUAACAUUAAUAUUGUUCUCAAAGAAAUAAUAUCUCAUGAAUAACUUUUUUAUGAAAAAUCGAACAUCUGUUGAAUUUCAUGCUAUUAAAUCGAUUAUGUAAUCAUCCAUUCUCAUAAUAAAUUUUUUACUACAGAAUGCGUAAACGACAUUAGGAAAAUUGUGAAAUUUACACCAGAAGGAAAAAACCUAAGAUAUGUAAUGGUUCGAUAAAUGCUAAAAAAGCAAACGAGUAUCUUUGUAGUCAUAAUUUGAUAGUUGAAGAAAAAUGAACUGCAUCGAGGCAAAAUAUUUUAGUAUAAAUAAAAUUUUAUUACUUGCUAUAGGCUUGUGGCCUUAUCGACAAACAAAACUCAUUCGAUUUCGAUUUAUUGUCUAUCUAAGUAUUCUUAUAACUGCUGUUUUAUUUCAACUCACCGCGUUUUUAACUUCAAAAUGUACUUCAGAUCUCAUCAUUAAGAUACUUUCUGUUGCGCUUUUCUUCGUUGUUUUUAUAACAAAAUAUAUCUCAUUUGCUUUUAAUAUGGAAGCUGUAAAGUAUUUAUUGGUCCAACUUCAACAUGUAUACAAUAAGUUACAAGAUGAGUAUGAAAAUGCCAUUAUGGAAAAGUAUGGCUAUAUUGGAAAACGUUAUACGGUUGCACUUGCUACCAUUGCAUUAACAUAUUGCUUAGGAGUGGUUAUAAUAGUAGCAAUAGGAACAAUAUUAAUUGCGUAUUUACAACUUACAUGUGGCUUGUUUAAAAUCUCCAGUUAUCGUAUUAAACGCGCAAUGAGAAUAAAUAUAUUAAAAAACAUUAGUACAAAGAACGAUAAAUUUGUGUUUGAAGGAAUAAUUUGUGCUGUAGAUAUUCAUCGGCAAGCUAUGAAAUUGUCUAAGCUGGUGGUAUCCAAAUUUGAGAUAAUGCUGUUCUGUUUAAUAACAGUGGGAGUGAUUUCUUUGAGCCUCAAUCUUUUCCGAAUUUUCCAGAUUAAUGCAUCAGAUGGUAACUCUAAGGAGUAUUUAUUUCCUACUAUAUUUACAACAAUUUGUGUUAUUUACAUGUUCAUGUCCAAUUACAUCGGGCAAGAUAUUAUAGAUCAUAAUAAUCACGUAUUCGUAACUGCGUAUAGCGUCCAAUGGUAUGUAGCUCCUUUAAACACACAAAGAAUUAUACUCUUUUUAUUGCAAAGAGGCGCUAAAAAUUUUACUUUAGAUGUCGGUGGAUUGUUUGUUGGAUCGUUAGAAUGUUUUGCGACGUUGGUGAAGACGUCAGUAACUUACUUUACUGUUAUGAAUUCUGUACAUUAAUAAACUAAAAAUAAAAACAAGUUAAAUAAAAAUAUAAAAAAUAUGUAUCAUUAUUAAAGAAACUUCCAAUAUUAUGAUUUUUUAAAUUAAGUUUUUUUAAUUGAAAAGUCUGCAGUUUUAAGUAUACAGAUUGAUUAAAAGUGAUAUUUGGCAAACAUAAAAAUCUUUCAAAUAUAAUAGAUGUAAAAUCUAAAUUAAAAUGAUUAUUUCAAUUAGUAAUCAAAAAUAUUGAUGUAUACUGUAUAUUUGUGAUUACAGGUUGUUAUAUUUUAUAAUGUAAUUGUGUUUAAUUAACCCCAAGGUAAAUACCUAUAUUUUUAUACCUUAAGUAGACACCUAUGGAUAUGUGAGAACUUCAUCGUUUACUAACAAUGUUUAAUAAAAUGUUUAAUAACAAUAUUUAAUAAUAAUGUUUAACAACAUUGUUUAAUAAAAAUUUAAUAACAUAAAUGACAGUUUUAAAAAAUCUCUUGGAUUCCACAAACCCAUAAAUGUCUACCUAGGGUUAACACUAGAUUGUAAAAUUAAUUCUAUCUGUCGAUAUAUUACUUUCAUGUAUAAAUAUGUAUCAUCAGCAUAAAUAUUUCUUAU
This is a messenger RNA of Monomorium pharaonis (pharaoh ant), 2040 nucleotides long. RefSeq lists its product as uncharacterized. The transcript is spliced from 9 exons. Gene Ontology annotation, molecular function: olfactory receptor activity; odorant binding. The record is from RefSeq and is a predicted model, not a curated record. Bases 427 to 1449 code for a protein of 340 amino acids. Gene Ontology annotation, biological process: sensory perception of smell; detection of chemical stimulus involved in sensory perception of smell. NCBI's taxonomy places the organism in Eukaryota, Metazoa, Arthropoda, Insecta, Hymenoptera, Formicidae. Gene Ontology annotation, cellular component: plasma membrane.